This is a messenger RNA of Owenia fusiformis, 2321 nucleotides long. Lineage: Eukaryota; Metazoa; Annelida; Polychaeta; Sabellida; Oweniidae. The record is from the annotation of a GenBank genome assembly.
CUUUGGUCCUCACCAGUAUCGAAGAAAGUGUGUAAGCGAAGAAGUUUAGGAUUCUUCACUGACAGAACACAAUUGAAGACUUUGAUGUUGAAUACCAACAAAUAGUUCUUUAAGAAUCAGCAUACACGGGGCAAAAGCAUCAAAAUGCUACCCCUCGAGAGAACUUUCUCACCAUGGGACUACGUGGUAUUUGGUGUAAUGUUGGCCAUAUCUGCCGGGAUUGGCUUGUUCUAUGCGUUCACGGGUGGUAAACAGAAAACCCAAAAGGAGUACCUUAUGGCUAACAGAAACAUGUCAACCCUCCCCGUGGCUAUCUCCAUAUGCGUCUCAUUCCUCUCCGCUAUUUUGAUUUUGGGUACGCCGGCUGAGAUGUACAGGAGGGGGACGAUGUAUUGGCUGAACGCCUUCGGAAUCUGUAUCGCUAUUAUCUUCGCUGCUGUCUCAUUUGUACCACUGCUGUACCCUCUCAAACUUACAAGUUCGUACGAGUACCUCCAACUUAGGUUCAAGUCUCACGCAGCUAAACUAACCGGUACUCUAAUUUUGAUUGUGUCCCAGCUCCUUUAUAUGGGAAUCGUCCUGUUUUCUCCAUCAACAGCUCUAGAAGCAGUAACUGGUAUACCAACAUGGGUGACAGUAGUUGUAAAUGGAGCAGUUUCUACAUUCUAUACAUUUCUGGGAGGAAUGAAGGCUGUAGUUUGGACAGACGUCUUCCAGUUUGUAGUGAUGAUUGGCGGCUUACUCGCCAUUGUUAUAAAGGGCACAAUAGAAGUUGGUGGAAUCGAACGUGUCUGGGAGAUAAAUCAGCAGUCUGAUAGAAUCGAGUUCUUUGAUUUCAACACAGAUCCCACACAGCGACAUACAUUUUGGGGACUGAUCGUAGGAACCACUAUAGGAUGGCUGUCAACCUAUGGCGUCAACCAAGCAAGCGUCCAGCGUUACUCUUCCCUACCAAGCAAGAAUAAAGCGAGGGUUGCUAUCCUGCUAAAUAUACCUGGUAUCUUGUUCCUGAUCACCAUCUGCUGCGUGGCUGGUAUUGUCUGCUUCGCUUACUAUCAGGAUAAAGGAUGCGAUCCACUCAAAGCAGGAUUCGUUGAUAACUCGAACCAACUGAUUCCGUAUUUUGUAAUGGAAGUACUAGACUACCCAGGUUUACCAGGGCUUUUCAUAUCGUGUCUGUUCAGUGGUUCUCUAAGCACGAUGUCGUCCACCCUUAACGCCCUCUCUGCUAUCACAUGGGAAGACAUGCUCAAGUGGAAAUUCGACCAUAUUCCAGAGUCCCGGAAAACACUCAUCAACAAAUUAAUGGUGUUAAUAUACGGAGCUGCUGGUAUUGGUAUGGCCUUUUUAGCCCAAAACCUUGGAGGAACUGUGCUUCAGGCGUCUCUGAGUUUUACUGGAGCUGCAGGUGGUCCGUUGAUAGGUAUCUUCAUCCUUGGCGCAGUUUUUCCCUGGGCGAACUGGAUUGGUGUUGUAGUUGGUGGCCUCGUGGGACUAGCCUUACCUCUAUGGAUAAGCUUCGGUGCCUAUUUCAAGAAACCAUUCAGCCCCUUCAAGCCUACGACCAUAUUAAACUGCACCUAUAACAGCACCGUAAACAUGACGUAUCUGCAACUAGGACUGCCUGAUAUACCAGAUCCAACAGCCGGAUCUCCACUGACCGGUAUAGAUAGUCUGUACACAGUAUCAUAUCUGUGGUACCCAAGUAUAGGUGCUGCUACUGCUAUCAUCCUAGGCCUUAUUGUCAGCUGCCUCACAGGUUUUAUGUCGUCCGACGAGGUUGAUGCAAAGUACAUCAUGCCAAUAUUUGACUGGAUUUUUUGCUGUAUUCCACGGAAGAGCAAGAAUGUGUUACACUGUGGUCUAAACCAGGCUGACAGAGAUGAGGAAAUUGAGAAUUGGUUAAAAGGCAGAGAGGGUGAUGAGGCAGAUGUUUCUGGUGUUGAAAAUGGUGCGUUCGAGAGUGAAAAGUCGAUGAAAUUGGAACGCCUGCCAAGGACGCCGUCCACUACCUUUGACAGCAAUGGCAUUCCAGUAAUUGAAGACAUUUAUCACACUGUUGAAACCAAAAAUAAUAACUCUGUCCCAUAUCCUGAUUACAAUAAUAAAGGGAACUUCGAUCAAGGAGCAGUGUAUGCAACCAGUCUUGCAGUGAAUGGUGAUGAAAUGUAUCCCAGCGCAAAGAAACGAAAUAUUGCCAAUGAUGGCAGAGAGCAACUGCCAAACAAUGUGAAAAAAGGACGUGAAAGCGUUAUGAUAUGAUAUUGUAAUAAAGAAUCAUGGAAAUAAAUAGAACAAAAUAAUAUAACAUGGAAUAUAUA